AUGUCCCUCGUCUCCUCCAACCCCGCCUCCCUCACCAAGCAGACCAUAUCGUCCGCCGUCGAGCAGUACAAGGCCAGCCCGUCGACGCACGCCCAGGCGGCCCUCGACGCCCUGACCAAGCUCAGGGGCGUGGGCCCCGCCACCGCGUCCCUCCUGCUCAACGUCCACGACCCCGAAAACAUAGUCUUCUUCUCAGACGAGGCGUACUACUGGCUCUGCCGCGGCGGGAGCAGGGACACGCCCAUCAAGUACACGCCCAAGGAGUACGCGCAGCUGAGGCAGCGCGCGGGCGAGCUAGCGCGCAGACUCGGCGUCGGCAUGGUGGACGUGGAAAAGGUCGCGUACGUGAUCAUAAAGGGCCGGCGUCGGGAGGAGCAAAAGGAAAAGGGCACAGGUCCUGGCAGGGGUGACAAGAGGGCCGCCGCGGCGGGGGAGGACAAGAAGAAAGCUGUCGGGAAGGCUGCCGCGGAAACGAACGAGAGCGCGCAUAAACGACGGACAACCGAGGGCGUUGAUGAGACGGGCUUGCGGCGAUCAAAGAGGCACAGGGCCUGA
Messenger RNA from Metarhizium acridum CQMa 102, 555 nucleotides. The record is from RefSeq and is a predicted model, not a curated record. Lineage: Eukaryota; Fungi; Ascomycota; Sordariomycetes; Hypocreales; Clavicipitaceae.